Molecule: messenger RNA, 1310 nt
Organism: Pollicipes pollicipes
Lineage: Eukaryota; Metazoa; Arthropoda; Thecostraca; Pollicipedomorpha; Pollicipedidae
Product: putative transcriptional regulatory protein HD_0596
Exons: 2
Coding region: 201-983 (260 amino acids)
Cellular component (GO): mitochondrion
Source: RefSeq, a predicted model, not a curated record
UUAUGAAAGGCGAGCACCUUUGGACGAAAAUUGUUUGCUACCCGGUGGUAUCGUACUUUUUGAGUGAGGUGCUGCCAGAAAACAGCUUGAUAUAUUUAUUAUCAAAGCAUGCAUUUGCACUCAAGCUGACUGUGCUUGAAUUUAAUUGACUAUCAGGAACUUGUGGAAUACUCCUAUCUAUUGAUAGGCCUCCAGCAACCAUGCUGCAGGGAAGUAUGGCACGCAGUCUGAUACCCGGGCUGCGGGCAUUCUGUGUGCCGAGGCGGCAUGCUGGCCACAACAAGUGGGCCAACAUUCGACACAUCAAGGCUGCCAAAGACAUGGAGCGUGCCAAGAAGUUCGACCGCCUGGGCAAGCUAAUGCGGACAGCAGUGGCCGAGGGAGGCUCGGACUCGCUCAAGAACCUGCGGCUGGAGAACCUGAUCGAGCAGGCGCGUGACGUCAACAUGCCCAACACCACCAUACAGAGCAUCCUGAAGUCCGCGCGCCAAGGUCGCGAGAAUGCGCGGCCCAGCGAAGUCGAACUCGUCGGGCCCGGCAACACCUGCCUCGUGGUCGAGCUCUUCACUGAUAACCCUAAACGCUCUGUGAACGCGAUCACGCAGUUCCUGCGCCGGCAGCGCGGCCGGCUGGGCCAAGCGAAGCACGCCUUCAGCCGGUGUGGCGUGGUGGUGACGGCGCCCGCCGAUCUGGACGCGGCCACCGAGCACGCCAUCGAGGCCGGGGCCGAGGAUGUUCACGAGGAGGAGGCCGACGGCGAGACGGUGCUCGUGUUCAGCACGUCCUGGGACGACGUGUUCACCGUGAAGAAGGCGCUGACGCAGCGCGGCUAUAAUGUGCAGCUGGCCGAGGCGCUGUACGUGCCGCACGCGCCCGUCACGCUCACGGGACCGGACGCGGAGCUCCACGAGACGCUCGUGGAGAAGCUCAACGACCUGAGCGAUGUGGUCAAAGUGUACACCAACGGAGUGGUCGAGUCGUAGCGUCCGUGCAGUAGCACGCGACGGUAGGAGACGUUGGUAAUAUUUUUGAUGCGCGUCUGUGCAGUUUGCAGCCGGUUGAGUGCUUGAAGAACACCACCAGAUGAUUUGCAAUGUGAGCCACGGCUAACAUUGGUAUGUGGCGUUAUAUAUGAGGCACGGAUGUGGAAUAUAUAUUGCGCGAUAUGAUGGGGAGGCGCGCAUGAUUCGGUUGCACGUCGAUUGCCGGGAGUUGAACUCCUGGUAUGUUUGAGCUCGAAUCAAGCUCGUCGCGAUUCGCUUCGUGGUUGGAAUGCUUUUUUAAUUCUGGCCACAAUACAGUCAUGCAGG